Molecule: messenger RNA, 489 nt
Organism: Penicillium pulvis
Lineage: Eukaryota; Fungi; Ascomycota; Eurotiomycetes; Eurotiales; Aspergillaceae
Exons: 1
Coding region: 1-489 (162 amino acids)
Source: RefSeq, a predicted model, not a curated record
AUGGCUUCGCGUCCUCUCCUUAUUCCACACAAACGGCCUCUCCUCUCCUCUAAAAACCCAAAGAGAAUAGAGAAAAGCAAGAAACCAGUCCCAAAAGUCCUCAAUCCUAGCGCCGUCGCAGCAGAAACGCGCAUGAAGAAGCCCAUUCCCUACGCGCCAAACAGCGAUGACGGCGCAGAUGAAAAUAUAGGCGAGCAAGAGCUAGAGGACAAACCAGAACCCAUCAAAGCGUCCUUUGCAAUGCCUGCGCAGCCCUUCCUUGAUCCACCCGCCUGGGAAGCGAUGCUAAAACGGGCUCGAGAGGCUGCAAAUACUUCAGAUGGUGGGAAUGAAAGUCGAGGGAGCAAUACACCAUCUGGACCAUCUGAGACGGCGGAUCAGCGCAGACAGAGGCAAGACAGAGAGGCAGAGUAUGGAUCUAUGGCUAUUCGAGGGCGAUCGAACAUCAGUGGGAGAGGCAAACGACCAAGGGGAAAGAGGAUAUAUUGA